AGUCUUGUCGUCGUAAGUUUGGAUUGAAAUAGCAGAAGAAAGCAGGAAUAUGUCAUGACUGGCUCGGACCCUGAACCUUGGGUGUCGGCAAGGCCGAUGUUUUACAGCUAAUUAUUUAAACCUUUGGUGUUUUCUGUCGUGUCAACGUAUCAAGGCCCUAACAUGCAGCCUCCAAUGAAGCCAUGGGAAAGCGGCCCUUUAAAUCGUUUUGCGCCUCAGUCUAAUUCAUUAAGCCACCGAACUGUUUUACCUGGACGUUCUCCUGUUAUGCAUAGCUCAUCGCCGAACAUUCCCAUAGGGAGCACUCCACUUAUGCAGGCUUCCACCAGUGCUCAUCGCCCUCCUCCUCCACCAAGAAGAGCACAUGGUCCCUCAAGUAUUAAUCAAUCUGCAGCUCUUAGAUCACGAAUACCUAUGCCACUCGCAAGCAACUCAUAUGGAGGACUGACAGGGGGCUAUGGUAGUUACGGAAGCUAUGGAGGAUAUGGAGGUGGUUAUGGAGGCUACGGCGGAUAUGGCAGCUAUGGGAAUUAUGGAAGUUACGGUGGUUAUGGUGGUUUAGGCUCUUAUGGUUUAGGUGGAUACGGUGGAUUUAGCUCUUACCCUGGGAGUGGUAUGAAUAGAUAUGGGGUACCCAAUCCUCACGAUCCAGAAACUAGGUUCAUUCAGUUAGCUGAAGAAAGCUCCAGACCGGCAUUCCAGUCCAUUGAAUCACUUGUUCAAGCUUUCCAUUCCGUUAGCAUGAUGUUAGAUUCAACAUUCAAUGCUGUUUAUACAUCAUUCCGAGCUGUUCUGGGUGUUGCUGAAAAUUUUGGCCGCCUGAGAUCCCUACUUGGACAGUUCUUCUCUUCUAUUGCUUUAUUUAGAGCAUUUAUAUGGUUGUACAAAAAAGUUCUCUAUUUACUGGGACUACGCCGUGAAAAUCCAAGUCAGGAUCAACUCUGGCAAGCAGCUGUCCAAGCUGCUGGUGAAGACUUAGCCACUGCUACUGGUCGACCAAGAUCCUCAUGGCCUAUCCUUAUGUUUAUGGGCAUUGUUUUCAGUGGGCCCUAUCUUAUUUUCAAACUCAUGAGCUCUCUAAGCACAACUCCUGAAGCCACUGACACACCUCCUAGAAGUGCAUCAUGGAACCCAGAACAGGCGCCUGGCACAACAGCCACUGCCUUAUAUGGCUUUUCUGCUCAGUCUGAGGAGGAAUUAAGUUUCUACGCAGGACAGCGUAUCACUAUUGCUCCACUUUCUUUCCAAAGGAAAGAACUACAAGGCUGGCUUCUUGCGCAAGUUGAGGGAAGUCCACAAAUUGGUCUGGUUCCUUUUAAUUACUUGACAGCAGGCACUCAACAAACCACAGCAGCAUCCAUACCGGUGGUCCAAAAUGAAGAAGCAACAGUUAACCCCAGUGCCAACCAAAGUUCACUUCAAAAUUCCAAUCCCUCAGCUUCAGGUGAAGAUUUGACAGGCAACCAAACUGAUGCUCCCAGUCCGCUGGACUCCACACCAUCUUUGCCCCAAGAACCCAGCCAAGAGUGACUCCUGAUCUCGUACCUUACCUAACUAUAUUUACUGAAUUGUCUUGUUAAGUCCUAAAUGAUUGAUUAAACAUGAUUUGAUCAUGUUAAGCUGGGCAGUUUGUGCAACAUUCUUCGUACUGCUGGUUGCUUACAUAAUAAAUAUAGUAUUGUGUCAAAGAAUAUAGGACAUGUGGGGAGGGAAAUUUUAUGGUAUGAAAUGGAGAUGCUGUGGUGAAUUAUACUUUUUAUUUUUUUACAAAGUUA
Thrips palmi is the source of this 1775-nucleotide messenger RNA. It is a transcript of the gene Pex13, whose product is annotated as probable peroxisomal membrane protein PEX13. The transcript has 7 exons. Gene Ontology annotation, molecular function: protein binding. Gene Ontology annotation, cellular component: peroxisomal membrane; peroxisomal importomer complex; peroxisome. Gene Ontology annotation, biological process: protein import into peroxisome matrix, docking. Bases 163 to 1530 code for a protein of 455 amino acids. The record is from RefSeq and is a predicted model, not a curated record. NCBI's taxonomy places the organism in Eukaryota, Metazoa, Arthropoda, Insecta, Thysanoptera, Thripidae.